AUGGGAUGGACCGUGAACGUCACGCAGUUCAUCAAGAUGAAACCGUUCAGCAUUGUGCUGCUCGGCGACUCCAUCACUGAGAUCACCUGCUGGCGACCCAUUGUGUGGGAGCAGAUCACAUCCGCCGGGUUGGCUUGCAAUGUCGACUCUGUGGGAAGCAUGAACAAUCUCCAGGGUGCAUACACGAGGCCGUCUGGGUUCGACCCGGACCACGAGGGCCAGGGCCUCGAUAUGAGAGACGCCUCGUUCGCGCAACAACCGAUCCGGCCAUUGGACCACUCGCAAGGAUACCAAUUCGAUCCUCUCCUUCACCUGCCAGGCAUCUCGCCCUACUUUGACGCCGUUGGCUUUGGCCUGUCCCACGCCGCGCCCGACGGGUGCACCGUGACCGCUGCGUCCUAUCUCAUCCGCCAUGCGGCCAUCUACGCCAACGACGCCGAGUACGAGGACUACAUCCAGCCUUUCCUCGCCAAGCUAGACAAGCACCGCGGGGGUUUCUCGGGGCCCCUGGAGAUCCUCAACGACUGGACCUCGCCUAUUGACGAGGAUCACCUCGAGGACGUCACCCCCUCGGGCAAGGUGGACGCGACCAGGAUCGGGCAUCAUCUCGUCAAGCGCUACCCUCACCUCGCAGGAUCCGUGGAGCGUGUCGUGGCCGACACCAAAGCCCGGACAUACGAUACCGCCCGGGCCUUUCUCAAGGCGUUCCCCCACGACGGCGACAUUGAUGUCACCCGCCUCGACAAGAAGGAGCUCCACGACGGCACGCGGGCUGUCCUCCCACACAAGGCGUGCUCCAACUUUACGAAAGCCCCCGGGACAGAGGAGCAGCUCGAGUUCCUCCAGGUCUACGGCACGCAGACCUCGCGUCGCCUGCGUCCCUUCACCCCGGAUGACUUCGCCCUCGCGCCCAAGGACGUCUUUGCCCUCCAGUCCAUCUGCGGUUACGAGUCGGCCAUCCAGGGCGCGCGCUCGGCCAUCUGUGAUUUCUUCUCGGAUGCCGAGUGGCUCUCGUACGAGUACGCCUGGGACAUGAAGUACGCGCACAUGGUCGGCCCGCUCAACCCUCUGUCCAGCUACCUUGGCUUUCCUUGGCUUCAUUCGCAAUCCCAGCUUUUCGAGGCCAUUGACGAGGGCGCAGCGCUGGGCAACGGGACACCUAUCGAGUGGCCAUCCGAGCAGCGCUUGUUCUUCUACUUUACGCAUCGCGAGGUGCCCCCAUUCGUGGCCACGGCGCUGGGCAUCUUCAACUCCUCCUCGUACCAGGGACGCGACGAGUUCCCCACCUCGCACGUCAACCACGUGCGGGCGUGGAAAAUGUCUGAUCUGAUCCCGUUCCUGGGCCACGUCGGCAUGGAGAAGAUGACCUGUGACAGGGCGGACAUGAAUGGGGGCGAGGGCGGCCAGGAGGACUUUGUGCGGUUCAUUGCCAACACGGCACCGCGGCCGCUGCCGUUGUGCCAGAGCGGACCGGGCGCCAGCUGCCCCUUUGAGACCUUUCAGGGCAUCGUCCGCGCGGGGAUGGACAAGUACGGGGACUUUGAUGGUGUGUGCCAGAAUGGGGGGUAG
Molecule: messenger RNA, 1569 nt
Organism: Emericellopsis cladophorae
Lineage: Eukaryota; Fungi; Ascomycota; Sordariomycetes; Hypocreales; Bionectriaceae
Exons: 4
Coding region: 1-1569 (522 amino acids)
Cellular component (GO): fungal-type cell wall
Molecular function (GO): acid phosphatase activity
Source: RefSeq, a predicted model, not a curated record